AAAAGUUUACAGAUCGGAUUCGGGCAGUGCAGUCCGUCCGGCACGGUAGUCGCCAAGUUAACAAACGAUCGUAUAAGUUGUACAACUUUUGUUUACGUUUGGAUGUACGUGACACUCACAUGGAAUGCAUAAAUAAACGUGAAGAUAUAAACACAAGCCCAUAAGGCGAUCGCAAAAAGGUUCAAUAAACAAAUGUCCAGUGCAUACGAACGCUUGUCUAAUCUGGAGGGAGCCGCAACAACACUGAGCUUACGGCGACUUCGGCUAAUAACAAUAAAAUAGGCAAUAAACAAAUUGCUUUGCCGCAAAAGAUAUACACAGAAAAAGAGCGCGCGAGAGAGAGCUAAAACAAUAUCGGCAGAGAGAGAGCGAGGCAGUGACAGAGGGGGGCCCACAUCAAAUGAGAGUUAAAUUAAAAGAACGUUGCCCAAACGACGCCGGAUCAGUCAGCCACUGACAACGAACCCGAAACGAACGAACCAUCAACCGAGACAUACGCGACGGGUAUACAACAACAAAACAACAAAACAAAAAACGAUCCCAAAAGAUAAUUACAAAGCAGCAUAAAAAAAAAACAAUUCGGAAUAUUAACUAAUUAAAGCCAACCACAAAAUGCGCAACGGCAACGCGAAUGAGGAUCAAUCUGUAUCCGUCUCCGUCUCUGCGACUGCGUCUGCAACUGCAACUGCAUCUGCCGCGCCAAGCACACCAUGCCAGAGCCAGAGGCAGGCAGAGGACCGACAAUUGAUCCGGCGACUGCUCAUGGAGCUGCUGGUAAUGGUGGUGCUGGUCAUACCCAUUUGUGUCUACGAGUUCGCGGUGGAUCCGGUGCGGCGAGGCUUCUUCUGCGACGAUGAGAGCAUCAGCUAUCCCUUCAAGGACAACACGAUCACGCCGGUGAUGCUGGGUGUGAUCAGCGGCCUGCUGCCGCUGCUGGUACUGCUGCUCGUGGAGUAUGUGCGGCACAUGCGCAGCGGCGAGCUUGCCACCACUGUCCACCUGCUGGGCUGGCGAAUGUCCACCUGGUACGUGGAGCUGUUCCGGCAGGCCACCUACUUCGGCUUCGGCCUGCUGCUCAUCUUCGACGCCACCGAGGUGGGAAAGUACACCAUCGGGCGCCUGCGGCCGCACUUUCUGGCCGUGUGCCAGCCCCAGCUGACGGACGGCACCCUCUGCUCUGAUCCGGCCAAUCUGCACCGCUACGUGGAGAACUACGAGUGCGUCGGCGAGGGCUACAGCGUCUUGGAUGUGCGCCAGUCGCGGCUCAGCUUCCCCAGCGGCCAUUCCAGCAUUGUAUUCUACUCGAUGGUCUACGUGGCGCUCUACCUGCAGCGGAAGCUCACCUGGCGCAGCUCCAAGCUGACCCGCCACUUCCUGCAGUUCCUGUUCGUAAUGCUGGCCUGGUACACGGCCCUCAGCCGUGUCAUGGACUACUGGCACCACUGGUCUGACGUACUCACCGGCUCUCUGAUCGGCGUGGCCGGCGCCCUGAUCACGGCCCGCUACAUAGCGAGGUUCUUCGACUCGCCCUACGAGAGUGUCUCGGGCAUCCUCAGCAGUGGUCUGCGCAGACAGAACACCUCGGCCACGCUCCAAGAGGAGGUGUGUCCCACCACGCCGCCACCCUACUCGGCGAAUAAUAGCUACAACGAGGAUCAGUACUGCUCGAAGGUCUGAGGAGCAGCGAUCCAUCCAUGUAUAGAACACAUUCCAAAGCCAAGAACAGGCCGUCAUAAAAUAAAGUAUCAAUGAGAUGAGCUGAGUUGAGCUACGAGUAGAGUUGAAUCUGUAGUAUCUACACCUUCAUUAUAUGUAGAAUCAUAUUGUUAGAUCUUCACCCCUGCAUCUGUAUAGUUCCCAUCCCCUUUGACAAAUUAAAGCCCAUCCGUCUGUCUAAGUUCUCGUAUUAUUUUUGUGUAUUAAUUCGAUAAAUAAAUAAGUAAUC
This is a messenger RNA of Drosophila obscura, 1945 nucleotides long. Its product is annotated as putative phosphatidate phosphatase. Gene Ontology annotation, molecular function: phosphatidate phosphatase activity. The transcript has 2 exons. Gene Ontology annotation, biological process: signal transduction; phospholipid dephosphorylation; phospholipid metabolic process. NCBI's taxonomy places the organism in Eukaryota, Metazoa, Arthropoda, Insecta, Diptera, Drosophilidae. The record is from RefSeq and is a predicted model, not a curated record. The coding region runs from base 613 to 1677 and encodes 354 amino acids.